UGGUUCAACACAGGGGGAUUUGCCGUUGGAAAUAAAUUGAACAUUUGAGCCAGCAUGUUGAUUUAUAGGCACAGUGGCUUAUUCGUGUUCGUAAACUGAUCACUGUUUCCUGGACACAAGUUGGACAGACUGCAUUAUCAGGGAGCGAAAGGAUGGUGCGGGUGGUGUUUCUCCACCCAGACCUGGGUAUAGGUGGUGCAGAGAGGCUGGUGGUGGAUGCAGCUGUAGCUCUACGCUCUCGCGGCUGCAGUGUUCAGAUCUGGACGGCCCACCAUGACCCCACACACUGCUUCUCAGAAACACUGGACCCAGACCUGAACGUGGUGUGUGUGGGUGACUGGUUGCCCACCAGUGUGUUUGGGUACCUGCAUGCCCUGUGUGCCUACCUCAGGAUGAUCUACGUAGCUCUCUACCUGGUCUUCCUCAGUGGAGUAGAGUAUGACGUGGUCUUCUGUGAUCAGGUGUCGGUGUGUAUCCCAGUCCUGAGGUUGUCUCGUCAGAGGAAAAAGGUUCUGUUCUACUGUCAUUUCCCAGACCAGCUCCUGACCCAGAGAGGCUCAGCUCUGAAAAAGCUCUACCGCGCCCCCAUAGAUAGACUGGAGGAACUCACCACUGGCAUGGCUGAUAUGGUGCUGGUGAACAGUUGUUUCACCGCAGGGGUCUUCAGGGAGACCUUCCGUUCCCUGGAUGGGGUCCAGACUGACGUCCUCUACCCCUCCCUCAACACACAAAGCUUCGACCGGCCCCCUGAGGAGCAGCUAGAGCAGGGUCUGGGGGGCUUGAUCCCUGAAGGCGUAUCCUGCCUCUUCCUGUCUCUGAACCGCUAUGAGAGGAAGAAGAGCCUGGGUCUGGCCCUGGAGGGCCUCUCUUCCCUGAAGACCUGCCUCGCCCCGGGGGACCAGGCAGGACUCCACCUGGUGGUGGCAGGGGGGUACGACGGCCGUGUUGCUGAGAACGUCCAGCACUAUGCUGAGCUGAAGGAGCUAGCAGCACGGCUGGGAGUAGAGGACUCUGUCACCUUCCUGCGCUCUCCCUCAGAUAGCCAGAAGGUGGCGCUGUUGCGGGGCAGCGCAGGUGUUCUCUACACGCCCAGCAGAGAGCACUUUGGGAUAGUGCCAGUGGAGGCCAUGUACUGCUGCUGUCCCGUCAUUGCUGUGAGGUCUGGAGGGCCUCUGGAGAGUGUAGGUGACGGGGAGACGGGCUUCCUGUGUGAGCCCACGGCCGAGGCCUUCUCCCUGGCCAUGGAGAAGCUGUUCAGAGACCCCCAGCUCCGCAGGGACAUGGGCCAGGCCGGCAGGAGGCGGGUUCAGGAGAAGUUCUCCCUGGAGGCCUUCUCAGACCAGCUGCACGGGUACAUCCUCAGGCUGACCCAGUGACACCUCUGCUGGGGUAGAGACUGGGCUGGGGUGCGUUAGCGGAGCAGCUUUCGGUAGAAGUCGCCCAUAGACACAUCUAGAUCAGCUUACCUUCUCUCAAUCCCUGCCGAAAUCCUAACCAAAGAAUGGAAAACUGACCUGAGAUCAGCAUCUCAUUGGUGCAACUUCAUCCUACUGCAGCUAUAGCCAGGUAGAGGUGGAUGGGCUAGGUAUGUAGGGAUAAAAUAUGGUUACUGAGGACUGGAGGACAGACUGGGGAGGGGGGGGUGCGCUGACUGAGGAGGACUCUAGACAAUUAGUCAUUGUUCCCCCAGGAGGGGUUGCUGAGGGAAUGGAGGGAUGGAAUCUCAGCUCCAAUUAACAAAAGAGUAACGACUUUACCCAUACUGCCCCGGGGCCUGUCGUAACAAUACCAGCACCGGCCCUUGGUUCUAGAAGUGUGUGUGUGUGUGUGUGAGGGGGUGACCAAGGGCUUAAUGAACAAGAGCUAUAUAACCACUAGGAUGGAUCUGUAGUGUGAUAGAUGUGCUGCUGUGUGUUUGCGCAUGCCACCGAGCGCCAUUAGCCAGUUGGCAGCCACAGAUCGAUAAGCAGGAUGUUUGCCACUUCCUCUGUCCUUUCAGACCUUAGUUACUUUUCACAAUGAGGGAAUGUUUGGCCUGUACAUUGCUGUUGCUGUCUGUCUCUGGGUUAUUAGGAGAUGAUGCUGUGUGUUGGUUAUUGUGUGUGUGUAGUAUAGAAGGUCAUGUCUGCUGGUCAGUCUGUGUUACUAACCUCUAGAAGAGCUCUUAUUGACAUUCCUCAAGUCUUAAUAAAACAGAGGACACAUAUCUAGUUUACCAA
This is a messenger RNA of Salvelinus namaycush (lake trout), 2219 nucleotides long. It is a transcript of the gene alg2, whose product is annotated as ALG2 alpha-1,3/1,6-mannosyltransferase. The coding region runs from base 153 to 1376 and encodes 407 amino acids. The record is from RefSeq and is a predicted model, not a curated record. Gene Ontology annotation, molecular function: alpha-1,3-mannosyltransferase activity; GDP-Man:Man(1)GlcNAc(2)-PP-Dol alpha-1,3-mannosyltransferase activity. Lineage: Eukaryota; Metazoa; Chordata; Actinopteri; Salmoniformes; Salmonidae. The transcript has 5 exons.